AUGAAACGAACUGACCUCACUCUCCUAAAAGUAAACGACUAUUUUCGUUUUGACUACUUUUCCAACGGCUGUCUCUCUUUCUUUCUCCUUUUCCUUCUUUGUUCACUUUUUUCUUUCUCUCGCCUUUUUCUUCUUUCUUUUCCUAUUUCUAUUUCUUUCUCUCAACCUUUUCCUCUUUCUUGUCCUAUUUUUAUUUCUUUCACUCGGCCUUUUACUCUUUCUUGUCCUAUUUCUAUUUCAUUCUCGCAAACAUUUCUUCUUUCUUGUCCUAUUUCUAUUUCUUUCUCUCAACCUUUUCCUCUUUCUUGUCCUAUUUUUAUUUCUUUCACUCGGCCUUUUACUCUUUCUUGUCCUAUUUCUAUUUCAUUCUCGCAAACAUUUCUUCUUUCUUGUCCUAUUUCUAUUUCUUUCUCUCAACCUUUUCCUCAGUCUUGUCCUAUUUUUUAUUUUUUCACUCGGCCUUUUUACUCUUUCUUGUCCUAUUUCUAUUUCAUUCUCGCAAACAUUUCUUCUUUCUUGUCCUAUUUCUAUUUCUUUCUCUCAACCUUUUCUUCAGUCUUGUCCUAUUUUUAUUUCUUUCACUCGGCCUUUUACUCUUUCUUGUCCUAUUUCUAUUUCAUUCUCGCAAACAUUUCUUCUUUCUUGUCCUAUUUCUAUUUCUUUCUCUCAACCUUUUCCUCUUUCUUGUCCUAUUUUUAUUUCUUUCACUCGGCCUUUUACUCUUUCUUGUCCUAUUUCUAUUUCAUUCUCGCAAACAUUUCUUUUUUCUUGUCCUAUUUCUAUUUCUUUCUCUCAACCUUUUCCUCUUUCUUGUCCUAUUUUUUAUUUCUUUCACUCGGCCUUUUACUCUUUCUUGUCCUAUUUCUAUUUCAUUCUCGCAAACAUUUCUUCUUUCUUGUCCUAUUUCUAUUUCUUUCUCUCAACCUUUUCCUCAUUCUUGUCCUAUUUUUAUUUCUUUCACUCGGCUUUUUACUCUUUCUUGUCCUAUUUAUAUUUCAUUCUCGCAAACAUUUCUUUUUUCUUGUCCUAUUUCUAUUUCUUGCUCUCAACCUUUUCCUCAUUCUUGUCCUAUUUUUAUUUCUUUCACUCGGCCUUUUACUCUUUCUUGUCCUAUUUCUAUUUCAUUCUCGCAAACAUUUCUUCUUUCUUGUCCUAUUUCUAUUUCUUUCUCUCAACCUUUUCCUCUUUCUUGUCCUAUUUUUAUUUCUUUCACUCGGCCUUUUACUCUUUCUUGUCCUAUUUCUAUUUCAUUCUCGCAAACAUUUCUUCUUUUUCUUGUCCUAUUCCUAUUUCUUUUCUCUCAACCUUUUCCUCUUUCUUAUCCUAUUUUUAUUUCUUUCACUCGGCCUUUUACUCUUUCUUGUCCUAUUUCUAUUUCAUUCUCGCAAACAUUUCUUCUUUCUUGUCCUAUUCCUAUUUCUUUCUCUCAACCUUUUCCUCUUUCUUGUCCUAUUUUUAUUUCUUUCUCUCGAGUUUUUACAACUUUCUUUCCCUCUUUCUCUGUCUUUCCUUCAUUCUCUCUCUCUCUCUUUGUUUCUCUCUAUUUCUAUCUUCAUUUGGCUCUCUUUCUUUCUUUUUUCUCCAUUUCCAUUCUUUUUCCCUCUCCAUUUCUCUUUAAUACUCGCUUCCUCUCACUUUUUUUUCAUUCUUUCUCUUUUUCUCUCUCUUAUUCUUCCGCUCUGUUUUUACUUUCUUUUCCUGUGUUUCUCUCUGUCUUCUAAAUCACAAAAGCAUUUGAAAGGCCACACUUGUAAUUCGUUGGAAUUUCAGCUAUGA
Messenger RNA from Acanthosepion pharaonis, 1776 nucleotides. NCBI's taxonomy places the organism in Eukaryota, Metazoa, Mollusca, Cephalopoda, Sepiida, Sepiidae. The record is from the annotation of a GenBank genome assembly.